UGAAGUACGACCGACGGUAAAUGCGCAUGCGCAAUGUAUGCUGCUAUGGUAACGAAGACAGCUUGUAACAAAGACGGAAGCUGUAGCAUGCACAUCGGAAAUGUAUUAAACAUUAUUUUACUUACAAAAAACAUACAUAACAGCCCCCAUAGCCUGCGAUGACAAAUACUUUAUUUUAAGAAGAUUUCCCAGCAAUGUGAAGAAGGCAUGAAAGUUAAUUUCAAGACUGAAUACCAGAGAAGUUACAGGUCCAAAACUGUCUCACCCCAGCUCUCUGCACCUUCGGCUGGCCUUCGUUCUGAUCAUAUGGGCAUCAGCAGAGAACCAUGCCUCCAAAGACGAAAGAAGUUCGACUCUCACCACCCACUUCAGUCCUGUGGCACACCACAUAAAACUUUAACGAUUGAUGCACACUCAUUGAAGACCCCAGCUGCAGCACUUCCACCAUCUGAACCUGACCCCCCACUUGAACCGCAGUCUACCAGACAACCAUCCAACAAAAACAUGGACACUGUGAAGCCUGAAACAAGUGACCAGUUUGUUAUGAAGUCCCAACAGCAGAGCAGCAAUUCGCCAGCACUCUUAAAUCCACAGGGGUCCUCAACUUAUGAUCAUGCACUACGUAGAAAAGCUGGACUCAGGGUAGCAAGACACAGAUCUGAUCGGCAUAAAACUGAGUAUAGCAGACAGUUUGCCCUGAAGAUGGCACCAACACCUCCGUCACCCACAUUAACUGCAUAUGAGCAGGCUCUCUACUCCAGUCACAGUACUGUCCCACCGUUUAAAAAGCACCCGGUUUCCAUGGAUACUGAGUACCAGCAAAGUUUUCAGGGCCUGGCCCCACCCACAGGUUCCCGCCUUCUAAGAAACCUGGAGCAUGAACGAACUCCAUUGUUCCACACACAAGUGCAAAAGAGGAAAAACAAAAGUGUGCCCAAGAACAAUCCUUGUCUGAAAUGUGAAUCGCCAAGCCCAGAAAUUAAGGUCAGGCAACAAUCUUCUUCAAAACCAAUGUCCUCUGACCAUGCCCCAUCAAACAUAAAGAAACACAGGGUGUUGACAGAAUAUGAAUCCAGAUUUUGUUACCCUCUCAGGCAUAUCCCAGAAGAAACUGACGCUACAACAAGCCACACACUACAGAUUAAGGAGCUGAGGGAGCAGGCUCUGUCAUAUCGUCGCAGAGCUUGGGGUACUAAUUUCUCCAGAGACCACUUGAGCCAACUAUUGUCUGAAUACAAUGCAUUAUGGGAACCCACAGAAACCAUUAAUUCGACUGAGGGGCCAGAGUCUGCUUGUCUAGACCUGUGUGAGGUCAGUUCUGCAGGCCCAGGCAGUGGCAGGUCUUCCUGUCUAGAGGCUCUGGACCUGGCUAGCAAUGCUAGCAGAUCCAGCUGCAGGGAUUCAGCUGUAGGUUCAAAAGAUGGAGAAAGUAAUCAAACAAACAAAACAAUGAAGACCAAUGCAACAACAACUCAAAGUCUUCACAGCCUCAUAGUAGAAGAUAUUUUACCAUUACAAGAAGAUGACAAAUCUGAUGGAGAAAAGGAAGGAAGAUUACCAACUCCAAAACUUAAGAUGUUUCCCAUUCAGAGGACUCACCUUGAUCUCACCACACCUGCCACGGGAGGUGCUAUAUUAGUGGGAAACCUGAAGGGUACUGAUGAAGUCAAUCAGCGAUCUGGAACAGCAAACUCAAAUGCAGGCACGUCAGAGCACAUCCCAGUAAAACCCAAGGAAGCUUGGACUGCAGAUCCCACACUAAACAAAGCGGCCUCUAAACCGAUCCCCUCCAAGAACACCCCUCCAUUGGGUGCAGCUCUGCCCCCCACUGUCCCUCUGUAUUGCAUCCAGGGAACCUUACGAAAUGCUGACUUCCAGCAUAAUGGGCAUUUAGGUCUGAAAGCCACGGAGAGGAAGUGUGCAACAGUCAGCUGUCAUUCAGAUGAAGAUGACCGCCUGUCGGUGAUGUCGUUGCAGUCUGCAGCAUCAUGCACAAGGGCGUCUGCCAUUCUGGAGCGCGCUCAGAGGAGACGAGAAAACUUCUGGGGAAAAAGUUGACCUUUGACAUAAGACCCCAUGGCACAUGGUGUCCUUCAACUAGUUUUUAUUUACUUGUGAUCCAAAAUAA
Messenger RNA from Boleophthalmus pectinirostris (great blue-spotted mudskipper), 2128 nucleotides. RefSeq names its product Mdm1 nuclear protein (gene saxo6). The transcript is spliced from 15 exons. Lineage: Eukaryota; Metazoa; Chordata; Actinopteri; Gobiiformes; Gobiidae. Gene Ontology annotation, biological process: negative regulation of centriole replication. Gene Ontology annotation, molecular function: microtubule binding. The record is from RefSeq and is a predicted model, not a curated record. The coding region runs from base 208 to 2058 and encodes 616 amino acids.